Molecule: messenger RNA, 2052 nt
Organism: Fundulus heteroclitus (mummichog)
Lineage: Eukaryota; Metazoa; Chordata; Actinopteri; Cyprinodontiformes; Fundulidae
Gene: guk1a
Product: guanylate kinase 1a
Exons: 7
Coding region: 134-817 (227 amino acids)
Biological process (GO): purine nucleotide metabolic process
Cellular component (GO): cytosol
Molecular function (GO): GMP kinase activity
Source: RefSeq, a predicted model, not a curated record
CAGGUGAUGUACGUGUUUUCAGUUUCACUUUUUAGCUGAACUACCUGUUGCUAGAGGAAAUAAAACAGAGGCUGGGUUGAAGUGCUAGCCCUGCCCCCCCUUGCUAUAUCGCCUCCUCUCGGUUUUAGCUUUCAUGCUCAGUUCUUUUGUCUCAAUCGAACCCUGGCCGUUCACUUCAGCUCCCGACCUGUGUGAGCUCUCUGUUUUACUGAAAGCUAUGGCUGGACCCAGGCCUGUGGUGUUUAGUGGCCCGUCGGGAGCAGGAAAAAGCACCCUGCUGAAGAAACUCAUGAAGGAGCAUGAAAAUGUGUUCGGCUUCAGUGUCUCCCAUACAACAAGAAAGCCUCGUCCUGGAGAAGAGAACGGCAGAGAUUACCAUUACGUGACGCGGGAGGCGAUGCAGGCGGCCAUCGACAACGGCGAGUUCAUCGAGAACGCCGAGUUCUCCGGGAACCUGUACGGCACGAGCAAAGCCGCCGUCCAAGCCGUCCAGGCCAAGAACCUCAUCUGUAUACUGGACAUCGACAUGCAGGGCGUGAAGAACAUCAAGAAGACGGAUCUCAACCCCCUUUACAUCUCCAUACAGCCGCCGUCCAUGGAAAUCCUGGAGAAGCGUCUAAGGGACAGAAACACCGAGUCGGAAGAGAACCUUCAGAAGCGUUUACAUGCUGCCAGCGUGGACAUGGAGUUUAGUAAAGAACCUGGUAUGUUUGACGUGGUAAUUGUCAAUGACAAGCUAGAGGACGCGUACGGGAGGCUGAAAGACACUCUUCUUGAGGAAAUUAACAACGUCAGGAAAAACAAGACUUCUUCGUAGAAGACGGCACAGCCUGGCACCUGAACCAUCCACUCCCUAUAGAAGCCCAGACCUCCAUUCCUGCACAUUCCUUCAGAUAGUGCUCCGUGGCACUCAGACAGCACACAUUACUGAAUCUGCUAACUUGAGAUGGAGUUAACCAUAGUGAGAAUUUAUUUUUAACGAGCAUUUUUAGAUUUUUUUUUUUGUUUUGUUUUUGUAAAUGUUCUUUACGAAGAAAAGAUACUCCGAUGAAUUUUUUUUUUUUUAAUUUUUUUUUUUGUCCGAUGAAUCUUACUUGAAGUGUGACUUGCACGGUGUGCAGGAAGACCCGGUCGGACCGGAUUACCUGCAGAAGGACUUCCUGCCUUGUUCAGCUGACAAACCGGAGUAGCAGCAUUCGACCACGUGGACAAGCUGGUUUUAGGAUGUGAAAGCCGGCCAAUGAGACACGCUGCUUGCUGGCAGUGUGCUGUGCUCACCUCGUCUUUCCCCGUGCGAUCUUUCAGUGUGGAUGUUAAAAGUGAUUAAGCAGCAGCUUAGAGGUGUGGUGGAUUUGGCAGGGUUUAAAAUUUAUAUUCAUCUCUGGCUGUUUACUUUCAGGGUGUGCAUGCAAGUCAGCCAUACUUUCGAAACAUUGCGUUUAUUCCAGAGUUGGUAAAGCCAUUUAUUUUAAAAUUGUCUCUUUUUUUGUGUGUGUGUUUUAUUCAUUGCGCGUGGCAAUACACAUUUUUACGUUUUAUCUGGGUUCUGUUGUCGGGUAGAUGAAUCCAAUUUUGCUUAGAAAAACUUAAUAUUUCACUGUCCGUUAUUUUUACGUUGUUGGUGGAAUUGGGGGGAAAAUAUAGUUGACUAUUUUACAGUUGCUUUUGUAAAGGUUUUAUACUGUGUAACUUGCUCACGUUGUAGCUUUACAUGUACAGUGAAACGACUUUCAGUGGACUUUAAAACAUCCGCAAGAUUAAAUGGACAGGUUUAGGAUUUUACAUAUUCCCUAAAGCAAAACCCACAGCGAAUCACAUUUUUAUAUGGAAUUUAGGAACAUGCAUUUGUAAACUGGCGUCAGGAAUCCUUCCAGCAACCCUUAAAAAAUGUAACUAUUAAUGGCAAUCUGUAAAAUCCAUUACUUUCACCGAAAGAGAGAUAUUCUUGAUAUUAUUGCUCAGUAUUUAGGCUCAUUCUUACAGCAAUAUGUCCUCUGAAAUGAUAACUGUUACAUGUUAAAACUUCAAUAAAAUGUUACAGCUACAAAAGUG